CCUGUCAUAGUCGCUUUCGAAAGUUGUCAACGCUCUGAUCAUGGAUUGGUCAAGCCCCCUUCUAUUGUUGUGGAUUACCCUAGUAGCCUCCGAUCCUGUAGCUGAUCCCUUAUUGGUGCAGCUGCCCAAUGGCCAAGUACGAGGACGGGACAAUGGAGCUUACUACAGCUACGAAGGGAUUCCAUACGCGGAACCUCCACUGGGAGAGCUCCGUUUUGAGUCACCUCAGCCCUACAACCGCAAAUGGAAAGAAGCUUUCAACGCUACUAAAACCCCUGCCUUUUGCAUUCAGUGGAGUCAUUUCGUUCAAGAGUCCGACAAAUUGUUAGGCGUCGAGGACUGCUUGACUAUCAGUGUGUACAAACCGAAGAAUGCAACACGCAAAGUCUUUCCAGUUGUAAUUGAGAUACACGGUGGCGCCUUCACUUUCACAGUAUCGAGUGAGAAGAGUCACGUGAAUAUGAUGGCCAACGGAAGAGUGAUUUUGGUAAGGUUUAACUAUCGAGUAGGACCGAUGGGAUUCGCUAGCACCGGGGACAAUGUUCUGCCCGGUAACUACGGCUUGAAGGAUCAGCGUUUGGCAAUGCAAUGGAUCAAGAAGAACAUCAAUUGCUUUGGUGGUGAUCCAGAGCAAAUGAUCGUAGUCGGUCUCGCUGCAGGCGGCGCCGCUGCCCAUUUGCAUCUGUUGCAGGAGAGCUUCAAGAGUGUGGCAAGAGGAGUCAUCUCAAUCAGUGGAAAUGCUCUGGAUCCCUGGGUAAUGCAGCAAGGCAUACAAAGUCGUACCUUAGAACUCGGUCGCACAUUGGGAUGCGGUUUAGCAAAAAGCUCUGUGGAGCUAAAGAAGUGCCUAAAAUCAAAGGAAGCAACGCAAGUAGUCAGAGCUGUGCACCAGCUCAUGGUCUUCGGGUUUGUGCCCUUCACUCCUUUCAGUCCGGUGAUUGAGCCCGCCGAUGUGCCAGAUGCCUUCCUGACCCAACACCCCAUCGACAUCAUCAGAAGUGGAAAGUUCUCCCAAAUACCUUGGACUGUAUCGUAUACCAGGGAGAAUGGAAUCUACAAUGCCGCCGAGCUAUUGAAGAGGCAAUGCGAUGGCACCGAGAUGAUCUACGAACUCAACAGUCGUUGGCUUGACCUGGCACCCGAAUUAUUGUUCUAUCGACAUGGCAAUCUGACAAUCGAGCAAAUGGACAAGCGUUCCCGAGAUCUUAGGGAACAAUAUUUGGGCAAUAAGAACUUCAGUGUGGAGAACUACUCAGAUGUGGAGCGCAUGUUCACCGAUAUUCUCUUCAAGAGUGGCACCGAAAAUGCAAUCGCUCUGCAUCGUCAAUAUGGAACGAGUCCCGUCUACGGCUAUGUCUACGAUAAUCCUUCGGAUUCUUCAUUUGGCAUAUGGCUUUCGAAUCGCACCGAUAUUACAUUUGGUACGGGCAUCGCGGACGAUUAUUUCCUAAUGUUUGAGCAUCCUCUUCGAUCGACGCUACGCAAAGAUGAGAAGCGCAUCUCCCAAAAUCUUGUUAAAAUGGUGGAAGACUUUGUAGAAAGCGAGAACAACACUCUCGUCUAUGACUCAUGUCCAUUUCCAAGCAGCAUGAAUAAGAAAAGGUUUCAAAUGAUGUCCAUUAGGCGCGACUGCUGUAAUUUAGAAAAAGUUCAAUCUGAUUGAGUUAAGAGAUUCCGAACUUACGCGAGUAUAACAUAACGUCAAUGUCAGUAACAAAAAAACACAUUUUGUAUUUUAAAUAAAUGAAUACUG
Drosophila nasuta is the source of this 1753-nucleotide messenger RNA. Its product is annotated as esterase-5B-like. NCBI's taxonomy places the organism in Eukaryota, Metazoa, Arthropoda, Insecta, Diptera, Drosophilidae. The record is from RefSeq and is a predicted model, not a curated record.